Molecule: messenger RNA, 3337 nt
Organism: Exaiptasia diaphana
Lineage: Eukaryota; Metazoa; Cnidaria; Anthozoa; Actiniaria; Aiptasiidae
Product: phosphatidylserine synthase 1
Exons: 13
Coding region: 34-1410 (458 amino acids)
Biological process (GO): phosphatidylserine biosynthetic process
Molecular function (GO): L-serine-phosphatidylethanolamine phosphatidyltransferase activity
Source: RefSeq, a predicted model, not a curated record
CUCAUCUCAACGACACGCCCGAAAGAAGGCAAGAUGGCGGAGGGUCGAAGGAAGCGGACUUUCUCCUCUUGUUCGACUAUUUCUUCUGACGACUAUAACGACGCUAGCGAGCAGAUAGUCGAAGAUGUGACUCUAGAGUUCUUCUACAAGCCCCGUUCGCUUACCGCUCUUUGUUGCCUGUUUCUAUAUCUGGUGUAUUCAGCUUUUUCGAGGAAUCCAGAUGCAACUCGAGAUGAAAAUAUUUACAGCGGUGUGGUGUCUCUUAUUGUGGUGUUUCUUGUUCUCAGUUUUCUUGUCAUGCCAAAUGGYCCUUUUGUCAGACCACAUCCUGCAGUUUGGAGAUUGAUAUUUGGCUGCAGUGUGCURUACCUCAUGUUCCUGUCAUUUGCUUUGUUUCAAACAAGAGAAGAUUUUAGGAAGAUUCUAUUCUUUUUUGAUCCAAAGCUAGAAGGUGUAGGAGAAGAUACUCAGGUCAGGAGAUGUUCAAAGUACAUGUUUAUAAUUUAUAUUUUUAUCACAACUAUGUACUGCUCACUGUGUUUAGAUACUUGUUACAAGCUUAUUUCCUUUUAUUUCAGGGAUAUUCAUUCAACAACUGGAAAAAUUCACAGAGCAGUAAUGCAAUUUACCCCUGUUAGCUGGACCCAUGUCCGAUGGAUGGAUCCUAAAUGUUCAUACAUGCGCUACUUAUCUAUAUGUGUAUUACUAUUUGCAUCACAGGUUAUUGAACUGAAUACAUUCUUCUUAAAACACAUUCUUCUCAUUCCUACUCGUCACUGGUUAAACUGGUUGAGAAUAUUCCUUAUCAGCUUGAUUGUUGCACCUACACUCAGACAGUACUACAGCUAUGUAACAGAUACAAGAAGCAAAAGAGUUGGUACUCAAUGUUGGGUUUUUAUUGCUAUUAUGCUUAUGGAGGCUUUGAUAUGCAUCAAGUAUGGACUCUUCCUCUUUAAAAAGACUGAAAUCACACAGAUUGUUGCUUGGCUGAUCUUCCAGAUGGUAAUCAGCAUGGGUGUUUUAUACUUUAUGGUCAUGACCAAGACUAAGGGUGGAAAGAAAGCGGUGAGAGCAGCKAUUAUGGAAAAAGUCCGGUUCUUUAAAAAAUUCGGCUCACGACAAAAGAGUCUUGAAGAAAUCCCGGCCGAUGACUCCACAAGUAAAACUAUCCACUACCUUCGAACUAACGGCACAGUAGUAGACGACGAACACUUUGAGAAUUCCGACCAGKCUCUCCACAAGAGAUCCAACGGAGUUCACAUGAACGGUCACCAUGUCGAAUUCUCUAAUGGAAAUGCUAAAAGAAAGCUUGAUAAAGAUCACUUACAUCCUUCAAGUGCAGAGCGUGCUGGUAAUACAGGGUACAAGACACGUUUGAGAUCACGGAAGUCUCAAGCUGGUGUCAACUGAUUCUGUGAUUGAUAUUCAAUGUUUCAGUUUUGAAACAUGCUGUACAGCUAUUCAAAAAAGGUUGUGGGAGUGAAUGAGAAUGCACGACCGAAAGUUAUUAUAUAUUAUAUUUAUCGUGGGCUUCAGAAAUGAUAGAUACUUCGAUCCGUUUCAAGAAUAUUCAAUGAAUAGUUGUUUGGUUCGCUCGUGUUUAUAAAAAAAGUGAAUAUUAAUUAUCCAUCCCAUAGUAACUUGAGGUCGUGCAAUCGCCGUUCUCUUCGCCAACGCUUUUUGUGAUGGCUAUAUUAUUAUUAUGCUUGUUUGCCCUGUGAAUGUCCUUAUGAAUUCCGAGAUUAUACCGUUUUGACAGAUAAUUAUUUCGCUGAUUGAUUGAUAGACUGACUUAUUAAUUGACUGACUGUCUGGUUGAUUUUUUUGAUUGAGUUAUUAAUCGUUGAUAGACUGAUUGACGUUGGUUGAUUCAUUAACGGUCUGACGGCUGCCUGGUUUCCUGACACACUGAUUGGUUGAUUGAUUGAUUAGUUUAUCGAUCGUUGAUAGACUGAUUGACGUUGGUUGAUUCAUUAACGGUCUGACUAAUUGGUUUACUGAUUUAUUGAUUGAUUGACAACUAUUUAGAUAUUUAUUUGUAGUUAGACCUGUAGUUAGUCAUCAUUAAUUUAAAUCAUCCAUAUUUAUUUGAUCAACUCAAAAACCUAGAAAUUUUAUAACAUAGUAGCAUUACUAACAUUUGUGUGGCAAUAUAUGAUUUUAUGUGAGAAAAAAAAAAGAUUUUAUGUGAGAAGCCCGCAUUUCUUUUACGUCUGGAAAAUAGUAUCAAAAAAUCCCCAAGUUAUUUUGAAAAAUGUAAAAGCAAAACUGAGAAAGAAAACAAAAAGCAACUUGCUGUGAUUCAGUCGAAACAUCAGUGAAACUAAAUCUCUCUGACACCAAAAGUUUCGAUACCAAUUCAUAACRUUAUUUUUCUUAGCUUAUCUUUAUAAUUUCUGUGUGGUUUACUUCCAAAGUAUGAGAAGACCUUUGGUGUAUGUAAUAUUUUUUCGAUAGAAUAUGUAAUAUAUUUUGCACUUUGRAACGAAACUCGAGAGGUAGCACAACCAUUUUACUAAUUCUUGAAUUCUUUUAGCAAAAGAUAGCAUUAGUGUUCAAACAUCCAAAGUACUGUACUUAUAGAAAAACGAUAUCUAUUUUAAAUAAGCUAAUAGAAAGAGCUUUAUUUAGUUACGGAUCACCACUGUAAAAUAUAGUGCUCGUCAACGAACUACAAUGAGUGCAAACACAUAAGGGCCUGCUUGUUCACACUACGACAUAAGCAUGUCAAACAAAAGAAAGGAGAAAGGAAUGAAGUCAAGCGUGCAUCGAUAUAAGCAUAGCAAGUAACAUAUAAGGCAGAGCAUAAGAUAAUCAAAAAUAAAGGAAUAAACAAAAAAGCACCUUCCUUUUUGUCUUCUUAAUCCUUAAACCCUUUUUUUAUGGAGAUUGUGCUUAUGUUGCACUAUGAACUGGACCUAAAGCCACGAAAAACUUAAGUUUGAAAAAUUGUAAUAGAGCAAACCGCUCUGGACUCGUUAUAUUUUUGUUCUUUGAAUUAAAGCUGUUAGAUUGAAGUCAUUAAACCAGUACAACAAAAUUUGACUAUGAAAGCGUUGUGAUAGUCAAAGAGACACAAAAUAAAACAAUGCAAUUAUAGAGCRUACKAUAAAUGGAAGUUAGUGUAAUAUCUAUUKCCGGCACGGGUUUUUUGACUUCAUUCUAUUGCCUGGAAAAGUCAUACUAGUUUUAUUUAUACUCGAGAGAAAAUAUUCGUUAAUCGUUAUUCAUAUAUAAUGUCAUAGAAUAGCGUAGUAUAARAUGUAAUAUAUUGCGAUAGUUGAUUGGAUUGUAUAUUUGAGACCAAUAUUGGUAUGCUAUUAAAGAAAUGAAAAAG